CUUGAAUAAGAGUGUCACUUUAAAUCGCAUGUUUAAACCGUUUAAACUUCGUGAAUCGAUCAAAGGUUAUAUAUGUACAUGCGCAGUAGAUGAAAUGAAUUGACUUCCUUGUUGGUUUUCAAGAUCAACAAGAUAAAGAUGGAGGUACCCGGAAAGAAGCGUGACCCUGACCAUGACAAGGGUUCCGCUGACGCCACGGUCUACUGCCAGCCGUGUGGAGAAGGCGGUAAACGCGUUGUGGCUCAGGGCUUCUGUCAGACCUGCGAGGAGUACAUGUGCGCUCCUUGUGUCGAAUAUCAUAAGAGAUUGAAGAUGUCCAGGAACCAUAGGUUGCUGUCCAAAAAUAAGAUGCCCUCCUUCUACCCGUCAACGAAGAAAUCAGCUAUCGCCGACACGGAUUAUUGUAACCACCACCCGAAGGAGAUGAUCAAGUUUUAUUGCCCGACCCACAGAGCCCUUGGCUGUGGUGAUUGUGUCGUACUCGACCAUCGCAGCUGUAAAGUUGAAUAUAUCCCUGAUGUGGCUACAGAUUUCGUCACUGGAAAAGAAUUCAGAGAGCUGGAGCCAUCGAUUAAACGAGCUGAAGAUCUUUUAUCCGGGUUCAUUAGUAACGUCAAGGAGCUUUUUGGUGAUGUUAAAAUCCAGUCUAAGGUUGAGAUAGAUAAACUAAGGAAGUUCCGUGCAGAAAUAAACACUUACCUGGACAGGCGUGAGAAGGAGUUGCUCGACAACAUCGAGAAAGUGAAGACCGAAGAUGAGAACGUGCUGACUGCACUUAAGACCGAUUGUGAGUUGAUGAAAACCGGACUUGAGGCCAUGAGGACGGAACUGACUUCCGGUGACGUUUCGGUGAACCAGCUGUACGUUACGGCAAGGCGAUGCCGUAAGGAGCAACGGGGAAUGUAUAACAGUAUUAAGAAGAUGGUUGAUAGGAUGAACGCCCGGAAGUACCAGUUUACUAAGGACGCGGAUACGGAGCGGCUACUAGGAUCGAACAUGGGCCUUGGAACACUUGACGUUGCGGGAGAGUUUCGAAAGAAUAUUCCAGUUCCUGGCCUCUCUACUGUCACAUGGAAGAAUAAAGCAGACAUCAACGUCACAGUGCCACAGGACCAGAACACCUGCUAUAUUUCUAGCCUCGCUCUGCUCUCUCCUGGACUCUUCCUCCUGGCUGACUUUCAUAACAACUGUGCCAAACUUGUGGUCUUCACCACCCGCACCGUCAGGUCCCGCCUCCAGCUGCCAGGCCAGCCCUGGGACGCGUGUGUGCUCCCUGAUGACCAGGCCGCAGUCACUCUCCCGGAUAAGUCCAUGAUACAACUGCUGUCUACGAAAGAAGGGCAGUUCUCGCGUGGAAAGGAAAUUAAAAUAGCAUUUGUGUGUUGUGGUAUUGCUUACUUCAACAAUAGACUUUACGUUUCUAACGUAUCCAAACCGCGUAUUGAAGUGAUGACAUUGGAUGGUCAUAUUAUCAGUACAUAUCAAUCAGGUGAUGGAAGACAACUUUUCGAAUGUCCAAACUACCUGACUGUGUCAGUAUCCACACCACCGAUCCUUUACGUGUCUGAUGAUGAUGCAAAAACCGUCCUCCAGCUAUCUCUAGACGGGAAGGUCCUACGAGAGUACAGUGACAAGAAGCUCAAGCAUCCCGCGUCCGUGGUGGCAGUAGGUCCGGGUCAGCUGCUCGUGUGUGGAAGAAAUAGCCACAACGUGAUGCUGCUGACAAAAAGGGACGGCAAGAUGGUGAGAAUACUGGGACGGAAGGACGGACUGACCAGUCCCUACUCUGCGUCCUUCUGUCCCCACACACGUACACUAGUUGUCGGGAUGUACAAGAAUGACUCAUUGAAGGUGUUUAAUGUAAACUGACAGUGUUUCUUCCUUAGUCGUGAUUGCUAUUUUUUAGGAAGAAAUUACCAUGCAUUAAAUAAUCGUUAAACGACUGAAAAGUAAAUGCAAAAACAUUUAUUUUACAAUUUCAUUUUGCGGUUUUGAUAUAUUUUUUGUAACCUUGUGUUAUCAAAUUGAAUAACCAUUUAUAUUAAAUGACAUGUACAAUGUAUCGAAUAAAUAUUAAGUGUAUUUUGCAGUUAUGUUUAGCAAGAAAUAGAAAAACAAAUUGGUGUAAAUAUUGCAGUAUUAUCAUAAUAUUGUUUCAAGUAACUAUAAAGGAUGUUUUCAAUGGAAAUUUCCAAGUGUAAAUCCAGCUUCCAUUUGAAUAGAAAAAAUGAUAAAAUGAUUGUAUACCUUCAAAUUUAAGGUAUCUAAUAAAAUGAAUUUUCGUUUUUUGAGUAUUUACGUAUCUUGAGACGCAAAAGUGAUAUUGCCUUUUUAUCAAAAUUGUAUGUAAUAUUUCUUCAUUUAACCAUGUU
Molecule: messenger RNA, 2372 nt
Organism: Mya arenaria
Lineage: Eukaryota; Metazoa; Mollusca; Bivalvia; Myida; Myidae
Exons: 3
Coding region: 139-1869 (576 amino acids)
Biological process (GO): positive regulation of DNA-templated transcription
Cellular component (GO): nucleoplasm; chromatin
Molecular function (GO): ubiquitin-protein transferase activity; zinc ion binding
Source: RefSeq, a predicted model, not a curated record